AUGGCCUUCCUCUAUGAAUAUGCUGUCGUAAGCCAAAUACCCAGGUCGUUUGAAGAAUUUCUUUCGUCUCCUGAUGCUAAUAUAACAGUCAAAAAGGGUGGAAAAUUUAACUAUGAGGAGGCUUGCAAUGAAAGAGAGAAAUUCGUUGAGGCAUUAAGACAAAAUGGGGUUGAUGUUCUUGAAAUGGAAGCAGACGAGCGUCAUCCUGAGUGUGUAAAGGUAGACGACACAGCUGUCAUAAUUAACGGGACAGCACUGAUGUGUAAUCCAUGUCGAUGUCACAGACAAGGAGAAGUGAACCCAAUUCGUCAUACUCUCAAGAAAGAACUAGGACUUAAAAUCGUUGAAUUAAAUACAGAGAACGCUCAAGUUGAGGGCAGUGAUGUUCUUUUUACAGGUCAAGAAAUUAUUGUUGGCAUUUCUGCUCAUACAAAUGAAGCUGGUGCACAUGCUGUAGCACGUGCAUUUCCAGAAUAUGCAACUUCGAUUGUUAAAUUACCGCAACCUUUUCGUUCACUGAAAGAUGCUGUCGGUGUAGCUGGAAUCAAUGUGUUAGCAGUUGGUGAAAGUGAAGCAGCUAAAAAAUUAUUAAAGGAAAUUGGUCGUGUUGCUUCACAUACUUAUAAAGUGAUCACAUUACCAGAAGAUCAUGCUGCUAAUGUUUUGUAUGUUAAUCGUCAACUGUUGCAUUUCUCAUCACAUAUGAUACCAAAAAGUACCGGGGUAUUUGAGAAUAAAAUUGAUUACAAUCGAAAUCAAGUACAUAUACCGGAAUUAUUUAACGCUGGUAUACCAUUAACAAAACUUGCCUUAUUCGCAGCACCAUUUGGACGUCAAAAAAAUAUCAUUUCAACAAUCCCAUGAAUAAUUUGAUUUUGUCUUGUUUUUUUAUUGUUUAUUUGUCAGUUUUCGCUGUAAUUCUCCUUGUUUUUUCUUUUAAUCGAAUCAUGAAAACGUAUGUUGGACUGGUUCAAAUCAAUUUAGUCAAUGAGUUAGUUAGUUUUUGAAGUGAUGAUAGUAGUUUGAGCAUAUGUGGACGGGGACGGAUGAAUGGAUGGAUGAUUACUAACUUUCUUUCUUUCUAAACGCCAACAACACUUUUCAUGAUUUGUCUAUUUUAUUAUUUAGGAAUUUUAUUUUCAAAUAACAAACCGGACAAAUAUCAAUAAAUCAACUUUAUCGUCAUGUACACCGAAAUUGUUUUUUUUGUUCUAUACACCCAUAGACAACAGUAAUAAUAAUAAUAAUAAAAAUCAAGUUUAUUCAAGUGAAAUACGCAUUUUUUUGUUAUUAUUACUAUAAUUAUUAAUAUUAUUGUACUUUAUUAAUUACGAGAGAAAUUUGUCAUUCAUUGCAAAAAAAAUUAUUUGAUAUGUGUUUUAUUUGCUUUA
This is a messenger RNA of Schistosoma turkestanicum, 1391 nucleotides long. Lineage: Eukaryota; Metazoa; Platyhelminthes; Trematoda; Strigeidida; Schistosomatidae. The record is from the annotation of a GenBank genome assembly.